Aureobasidium uvarum is the source of this 1602-nucleotide messenger RNA. NCBI's taxonomy places the organism in Eukaryota, Fungi, Ascomycota, Dothideomycetes, Dothideales, Saccotheciaceae. The record is from the annotation of a GenBank genome assembly.
AUGGGUCUGCUCACCCUCGUCGAGGAUCGCCCAACGCCAUCGGCCGUCUACAACUGGCGUGUCUACGCUUGUGCAGCUGUAGCAUCUUUUGCAUCAUGCAUGAUAGGCUACGAUUCUGCAUUCAUUGGCACAACACUUGCUCUCCCAAGUUUCGUCCAUGAAUUCAAGUUCAAGUCGAUGAAGGCACAACACUUGGCUUUUAUCAAGUCAAACAUUGUAUCUGUUUACCAAGCUGGUGCAUUCUUUGGAUCUUUGCUUGCCUACGCUUCUGCAUACUAUCUUGGCCGCAGGAAAAGUCUGUGGGUGUUUGUUACAGUCUUCAUCGUCGGCGCUGGCAUCAUGUUGGCCGCUAAAGAUGGAGAUCUGGCGCCCAUCUACGCUGGCAGAGUGCUUGCCGGCAUUGGCGUUGGUGGAUCGUCUAUGAUUAUCUCGCCCCCUGCUGUCCGUGGCCGCUUGGUCGGGAUCUACGAAUUGGGCUGGCAAAUUGGUGGUCUCGUCGGUUUCUGGAUCAACUACGCCCUCAGCGAGACCAUGGGUCCUAGCCGCCGCCAAUGGCAGAUCCCCUUUGCUGUCCAGCUAAUUCCAGGCGGACUCCUCCUCAUCGGCAGUCUCUGGCUUAAGGAAUCGCCCCGCUGGCUAUACUCCAAAGGCAGAAGAGAAGAAGGUCUCAAGAACCUCUGCUGGAUUCGUAAGCUCGAAAGCAAUGACCUCUACAUCGUCGAAGAAGUGGCAGCUAUUGAUGCAGCCAUUGAUCAUCAAGCAUCUACCAUGGGUAUGGGUUUCUUCGCACCCUUCGCCGCCGUUGCAAAAAGUCGUACUGUCCAGUGGAGAUUCAUUCUUGGUGGCUUAUUGUUCAUGUGGCAAAAUGGUAGUGGUAUCAACGCCAUCAACUACUACUCCCCGACAGUAUUCAAGUCCAUCGGUAUCACAGGUACCAACACCUCGUUCUUCACAACUGGCCUCUUCGGUGUGGUCAAGACUGUGAUGACAAUCAUCUGGAUCUUAUUCUUAAUUGACAAGCUUGGUCGACGCAAGCUUCUCAUGAUUGGCGCCGCUGGUGGCUCCGUCUGCAUGUUCAUCAUCGGCGGCUACCUGCUGGGUACCGAUGGUAAGAGGAAGGGAACUGAACUGGGUCCUGGUGGUAUCGCUGCGGUGUUCUUCUUCUAUCUAUGGACAACAUUCUACAGUCCGUCUUGGAACGGAACUCCUUGGGUUCUCAACUCGGAGAUGUUCGAUUCCAACACUCGCUCGUUGGGGCAGGCUUCCGUAACAAACAACUGGUUUUGGAACUUCAUCAUCUCGCGUUUCACACCUCAGAUGUUCCUCAACAUGGGUCCUUCUGGCUGCGGAGUGUACUUCUUCUUCGCCAGUAUGAUGCUUCUCAGUAUUGUGUUCGUUUGGUACCUAGUGCCAGAGACCAAGAGUAUUCCCUUGGAAGCUAUGGAUCGUCUCUUCGAGGUCAAGCCUGUCCGCAAGGCGAACAAGGUGGUUCUCGAAGAAGUAAGACUUCGCGAGGAGGAAUUCCGUCACGACGCAGAGGGAGCAGGACUCGAUGCUGCAAAGCCGGAUGCUGUCUACCACGAGCAUGUUACAAAGAUGUAG